Molecule: messenger RNA, 1878 nt
Organism: Contarinia nasturtii (swede midge)
Lineage: Eukaryota; Metazoa; Arthropoda; Insecta; Diptera; Cecidomyiidae
Product: ionotropic receptor 75a-like
Exons: 9
Coding region: 1-1878 (625 amino acids)
Cellular component (GO): membrane
Molecular function (GO): ligand-gated monoatomic ion channel activity
Source: RefSeq, a predicted model, not a curated record
AUGGUUUCUUUAAGAAUUCUUUUCAUUUUAAUCAUUUCAUAUACAACAAUUACCAGUCAUCGAUUAGAUGAAGUUUCAAAGUUGGUGCAGGACGUGAUUGAAAAUGAGGGAGUUGCUUCGGUUAUAUUAGCAAAAACAUGUUGGCCAAAACUCGAUGAAUUUAAUUUAGUCAAAGAUUCAUCAUUUCCAAUUCAAAUAAUCAAAUCCAAUUCGUCGAUUGAAAAAUCAUUCGCCGAUAACACCAAUAAGCAAUGGUUUUUUGUCGAUGCAAACUGCAGCGAUACUUCAGAGUUUUUAUCAAUUAUAAAUGAAACAUUUUUCGCUCAUCCAUAUCGAUGGAUCAUUAUUGAUGCUGUCAACGAUACCAUUCAACAUCGACCUUUUUUGCCGGGAAGUAACAUAAUUAUAGCCAAUAAAGACUCCAAUUCGAAACAAUACAUUUUGAAACAAGUUUACAAAAUUGGAAAAGAGACGUCUUUAAUCUAUGAAAAUUUCGGGACUUGGAACAUUGAAAAGGGAAUCGUCGAUCUACGUGUAACUCGAGUACUCUCUCGACGACGUCGUAAUUUGAAUGGUUAUCGACUGAUUGCUCCGAUGGUUUUCACAAAAAAAGGAUCCGAAAAUUUCACCGACCUUGAUGAUUAUCAUCAUAAUAAGGUGGAUAGCACUUCAAAAUUGUCGUAUCAAUUAACAAAAUAUUGGGUCGAAUCGAUAAAUGCGACGAUAGAAGGUGAUGUCCAUCGAACAUGGGGCUACAGAGACAAAAAGACCGGUGUGAUUUCAGGAAUGGUUGGUCAAUUAGAGCGAAAGGAAGCCGAUAUUGGCGGAACAAUAAUUUUCAUGACGAUUGAACGGCUGGAGUAUCUUGACUAUCUUUCAAUGACCAUCCCUUCGAAGAUUGCUUUUAUUUUGCGUGCACCACCAUUGUCAUACAUUUCUAACAUCUACUAUCUCCCUUUUUCCGGAACUGUUUGGCUUUGCUCAAUUUCAUUGGUGGUUUUGUGUACAAUUUUCAUUGCAUUCACAUUGAAAUUGAGUUGGUGUCGCGAUGAGGGCACAGAACACUUGAGAGCAUCCGACUAUUUUCUAUUUGCCAUUGCAUCAUCGUGUCAAAUGGGCAAUGAUAUUUUGACAACGAUUUUAUCCGCCAGAAUUUCGAUGUUUGUCUUUUUCGUUGCACUAUUAUUCAUUUAUACGUCGUUCACUGCAAUGAUCGUUGCAUUAUUGCAAUCCACUACACAAUCGAUCAAAAGUGUGGCUGAUUUGCAAAAUCCAGCGAUUGGAAUUGGCGUUCAGGAUAAUGUAUAUAAUCGACAUUAUUUUGCUGCACAAACGGAACCGUCUCGUAAAAAACUCUAUGAAACAAAAGUGACACCGCAAAAUAACCCAGAAGCUUUUAUGAAUUUAUCCCACGGCAUAAGCCGAAUGAGAGAAGGAAUGUUCGCUUUUCAUGUGGUUACUGCACAGGGAUACGAUGAAAUUGAAAGAACUUUCUAUGAGAAUGAGAAGUGUGGCCUGGUUGAAAUAUCAUACUUGGGUAACGUUGAUACUUGGACUGUAGCUCAAAAGCAAUCACCAUACAAAGAAAUUCUUAAGGUCAACAUUAUGAAGAUCAGAGAGCAUGGAAUUCAAACCAGAGAACAAUUGAGAAUUUAUACGACGCGUCCAAAAUGUGAUGGGAAAAAUUUCGGCAGCGUACGAUUGGCCGAUUGCCAUUGGGCUGUACUUAUAUUCGUUUAUGGAUGCAUCAUUUCAUUUCUUUUAUUUUGCAUUGAGAAAUUCAUUAAAGAAACAACAAAAAUGAGAAAGAUACAAUGCUUGAUGGAAAAUAACACGAUUCAUUUUUUGAAAUGUAACUUCAUGCAUAAAUCGAAAUAA